UUUUUAGUUCAGAGACUCACCUUAAGGUGAAAGAAAUGAUGUAAAAUCAUCUGGAGGUAGGGAAAACCUUGUCGAUAUAAGUUUGGGUUUGUUUCGAUUUAACGUGAUCGAGAUUUAAAGUGAUCGAGACAGAUGAUUCGUGAGGGUAAAAUUCCCUUGGUUAUUUUGUCAGCUCUCUAACUUUUUACACGGCCUGUUCUCGUCUGUUGUAGACGACAGCGCUAUAAUGUAGGGAGCAUACUACAUCGUUUGGGUACUUUCAAAAAUGCGUGUUCGAUUAUGCGUGUUCAGACGUAUCGCAGCCGGAUGACGUGCAAGGGAAGUAGCAUCUUGUGUACAUUCAUGUUUAUAAAGCGCGCAACAUAACUCCAGCCAGAGAGCACGCCGGCAUUCUGGUCAACGAGAAAACAUUACAAGCUCCCGUUUGUGAUCAAUUUCACAGCUUUUGAUUUAAGUCGGUAGGCGGUCUUUGUUUACCAUUCUCGAUGUGUUAACUAAACAUUGUUGCAUACAGCAAUGAAGUUUGUCUUCGUGAAACGACCGCUUAUUACGAAUCGUGUCUACUCGUCGUUUUGCCCAUUUCCCAGACGUGUUGCUCGUCUCGCGUAACUCGUCACUCAACAGUGCUGGGUUGUCAAAGUUAACAUCGCCACAGUGCAUCGGUAAUUUCAAAUCCAUAUCGAUUAUACUGAAUUGUUGUUUCUGUCAUUCGUUUGCUGAAUUCGAAGUUCACACGAGUUAGUUUUGUUGGUGAAGUCGGAGACAAAGAUUAAUAACGUAUGACAAGUUUAAUUGGUGCAGGACGCGCUUUAAGCGAACCAUUGGCACAGCUCUAGAUGUUUGCUCUAUAUAUAUGUGCAAUAACUCAAAAUCGUCAUUCAAAUACACGACUGCAUGCAACAUAGAACGCUGACACUGCUGUUUAGUACUGUACCGUUGCGUGACAUGUCAUUCUUUGUGGAGCUCAACAGGAUCAUUCUGCAGUACAUUCACAGUCGCGUUCAAGACAGAAGAAUUGGUAUUGCGCGAAGUCUAGAAGGCAUCUUUACCGUGAUUAGCGAUGUUCUUUCCUCGGUAGAGGGCCUUGAGCCGCGAUUCAUAUCGUCAUUUAAGAAGGAAAAUGGCCGUUACACCGGACUUCGUGUGAUCACAUCGACGCAUUUCGAACUUCAACUCUUCCUCAAUCAAAUGGGUGUGUUUAAUUUCAUUGACGACAACUGUCCACCGGGAUGUGCGAUGCUGAAACUCAGCGAUGAACGCAAACGCUCCAUGUCUCUGUGGACCGAAUUCAUCACGGCAUCGGGCUAUCUUUCCGCGAAAAAGAUGCGAGCUAGAUUUCAUUCGCUUGUCACAGAAGCCGUCGCGAAAUGCUCGUUUAAGGAAAAGGUUCGCGUGCAGCGUAGUCUAUCAUGUACCGUGCUUGUAAUUGCCGAUAAAUUCUUUCUGACACUCAUUCCAGCUUUUAAAUGCGGUGCGAUUUGGCCGCGCAACAUUUGCAUUUGGCCAACUCACAAUCAACUUUGGCCGUCCCAGUCUGAAAUCGAACUUGUGAAACGUCGUGGUUUUAAUCUACUAGCCGGAGACAUGUUCCCCGGGUAUGAGAUGCAAGCGGCCGAAGGCGACGCAUGGGUAUUGGAUUUUUUUGAAGGAGAAGAGUUGCUUUUGCACGCCAAUUGUCGUAAACAAUGUUUGGCCGUACUCAAGACGCUGUUCGAAAGGCACUUAGAUCUUCCGGACAAGCCUAUUCAACCCUCGUUGAUGAAAACAUUACUUCUCUAUGAAUGUGAAAAGCAUCCGUGCGAAGACGAAUGGAGGGAGAACUCGCUAGGGGAACGCAUUAACGCCAUUCUGCUGCAGUUAAUCUCUUGCCUGCAAUGUCAUCGCUGCCCCCAUUUUUUUCUCAAAGGUGUGGAUCUCUUUAAGGGAAAGUCUGCCGAGUCGUUGAACGCUGCCGCACAUCAGACUUGGAAAAUUACUCGCGCAAUCACAACCAAUCCUUUUUGCACGGAAAUUUUAUGACAGUUUUUGUAUUCGUGCAAUUGUACCUGACCUCAUCCAUUCGCUACCAAUCCCCACUCUACUAAAAUUAUAUAUAAAUUAUAAGAUUUUGUUGAGAUGUUGCUACAUGGCCGAACAUCAUUGAAAACUGAAGAGUUAAAAGUUAUUGAGUUCUAACAAUUGAAGAAGUAGUUUUUUGUGCGUUGUUCUUUUAGUUUUGUUGGUUAUUCAAAGGUUUCUGGAAUGCUUCUGAAACUUCCUCUCGUACUAAAGCUUCUCGACAUCCGCUUUGGAGGCUGGUUUCAAAAUUAUCGUUGGUUUGCUCAUGAAUCUUGUAAAUGUAUUCAACGUUUUCACUCCAUUGUUGUGUGAUUUUGACUUGAAUGAAUAUGAAAAUCUAUCAACAAA
This is a messenger RNA of Xenia sp. Carnegie-2017, 2406 nucleotides long. Its product is annotated as protein mab-21-like 2. The coding region runs from base 895 to 2019 and encodes 374 amino acids. NCBI's taxonomy places the organism in Eukaryota, Metazoa, Cnidaria, Anthozoa, Malacalcyonacea, Xeniidae. The record is from RefSeq and is a predicted model, not a curated record. The transcript has a single exon.